AUGGAAAGUGUAACACCUGAUGGUAAUACAGUGGAUGAGAUUAUGUUAAGGGGAAACACUGUUAUGAGUGGUUAUCUUAAAGACUUGAAAGCAACAAAGGAAGCUUUAAGAGGUGGAUGGUUGCGGAGCGGGGAUCUAGCUGUGAAACAUCCAGAUAAUUACAUCGAUCGAAGUGAAGGACCGGUUGAAAGAUAUAAUCAUAUAUGGGGGAGAGAACAUAAGGACAGUUGA
Molecule: messenger RNA, 231 nt
Organism: Prunus armeniaca (apricot)
Lineage: Eukaryota; Viridiplantae; Streptophyta; Magnoliopsida; Rosales; Rosaceae
Source: the annotation of a GenBank genome assembly